ACAACUCUACAUCAAAACAAAUACAGCAUGGCGCCUCCCAGCACUGUUUUGUUUGGUCUAUCAUCUGUUUUAUAUAUUAUAGCAGGGGCUCAGGAGUUGAGCGAUUCCUGGGAUUCCUGUUAUAAGAGAGUGAAAAGCAGCAGACCCUCGUUUAUAAGGACCUACCCCAGGCCUCAUGAGUUCCUGAAUGUCUCGGACCUUCCUGCAGCCUGGGACUGGCGCAGUGUUGAUGGGAGGAACUAUGUGAGUGUUACACGCAACCAGCACAUCCCGCAGUACUGCGGCUCAUGCUGGGCCAUGGGGGCCACCAGUGCACUCGCAGAUCGUAUAAACAUCAAAAGGCAAGGGGCGUGGCCAUCAGCCUACUUGUCGGUUCAGAACGUGAUUGACUGUGGAGGGGCGGGAUCAUGUUUUGGAGGUGAUCAUCUGGGUGUGUACGCUUAUGCACACGAGAAAGGCAUUCCAGAUGAGACCUGCAACAACUAUCAGGCCAGAAAUCAGAAAUGUGAUCCAUUCAACCAGUGUGGUACCUGCUCAUUCUUUGGCUCCUGUUCCAUUGUGAAUAACUACACGAUGUGGAAGGUGGGAGAUUAUGGGGAGGUCUCAGGACGAGACAAAAUGAAAGCUGAGAUCUACAAAAAUGGGCCAAUCAGCUGUGGCAUCAUGGCGACUAAGGGACUGGAGGCGUACCAGGGAGGAGUGUUUGACGAGUUCCAUGUCAUCUCUCUCCCGAACCACAUCGUAUCUGUAGCUGGUUGGGGUGUGGACGAGGACAGCACAGAGUUCUGGAUAGUACGGAACUCCUGGGGAGAGUUUUGGGGGGAGGCAGGCUGGGCCCGGAUAGUCACCAGUGCGUAUAAAGGAGGUAAAGGCAACUGGUACAACCUCGCCAUCGAGAAAAGCUGUGCAUAUGGAGACCCCAUAGUGGCCUAGAGGAAGAGCAACUGCUGAGAGCCAGAUCUGCCCACAUGGCCAUACCACACUCCAACUACCUAAUGAGCACCUACCAAGCACCUACCGAGCAUUUUUUAACAGACAUUUUCUUUUUUGAGAGAUAAAAACAUUGAUUUGUGUGGUAUACUAAGCAUCAACCACUUUACAGCUAUUCAGAAAAAAAAUUGUCAGAAAAUCAAGAGUUAGAGUGCCAUAAAAACAUUUGAUAAUGUGUCAUAUAAAUACAGUGUGAUCAGGAUUUAAUAAGAAUGAUUGCUGUAAUGCAAAAGUACAUGCUGAUUUAUGCAGAAUACUGUAAUUUGUUUUAUAUAUGCUGUGUCAUAAUUACAGUGACGAGUGAUGGAAAGUGAUGAAACUCUAGAGGUAUUGCACUAAUGAUUCUAAAGUGCCAUUUUUAUGUGAAAUGCUGUGAGAUUGUAGCAAAUAUGUGUAAUAUUUUUUUAACCCAAUGAUUAACAUUUCAUGUGUGCACAAAUUUAAACAUGUCAAACUAGUCAAAUAAAUAUAAGAUCUUAA
Astyanax mexicanus (Mexican tetra) is the source of this 1470-nucleotide messenger RNA. RefSeq names its product cathepsin Z. Lineage: Eukaryota; Metazoa; Chordata; Actinopteri; Characiformes; Acestrorhamphidae. Gene Ontology annotation, molecular function: cysteine-type endopeptidase activity. Gene Ontology annotation, cellular component: lysosome. The transcript has 6 exons. The record is from RefSeq and is a predicted model, not a curated record. The coding region runs from base 28 to 933 and encodes 301 amino acids.